Molecule: messenger RNA, 4273 nt
Organism: Gigantopelta aegis
Lineage: Eukaryota; Metazoa; Mollusca; Gastropoda; Neomphalida; Peltospiridae
Exons: 4
Coding region: 53-598 (181 amino acids)
Source: RefSeq, a predicted model, not a curated record
CGGGAUACUUCGAUUUUACUAGCGCGAAUUCAACCAACCAACUGAACUCAGAAUGAUUCUGGGAGCUCUGACAAGUAUUGUUGCAGGUCAAAUUCUCAGAUUGCUUUGGUACUCCCGGUUCCUGUUUGGAAACUUAUGGUUUAGACAUGCAUUUCCCAAAGACAGUAUAAGCGCUGGGAUUUGUUUUUGUGCAGUGGCAAUUUCUUUUGUGGGCCAUACCACACUGGCCUUUGUUCUCUCGUACAUGGUUCCGCUCAUUUGGUCGGGAACAUCUUACAAUGGCUGCAUACUCAGGACUUUAAAGACUGAAAUGGCCCGAUGUGUACCGAAUGAAAUGACAACAAUGCUGCCGGGUACGAACCUCACCGAGAUGGCCAGAAAUAGCCAUGUAUGUGCAGAUGCGCAGACAAUGACGUUGCAGAUUACCUGUACUCUGAGCGCUGUCAAAACCGCCCUCGGACUGGCUGCUCUCAUUGCCAUUGCCGACAUUCCACACCUUGCAUUCAACCGGCGAUCGUUUGUGGUCUUCUUCGUUGACCAUACCUUUGAUGCAGCGCUCAUAGCGACAAUGUGUGCAUGCAUCGCCUACUUUGGUUAGAUGGAAACCAUUUCCAGAGAUCACUGCUUUGUUACGGGUCUUAAAAGUUUGUUGUAGACAAACAAAUAACCAGAUUAGUUAUAUAAUGUUAAUCAAACCAGUUGAACGGCAUUAGGUUUUAGCCAUAUAUUAUUUGUUGUGUAUAUAUUUACACACACAAACAUUUCUGAUAGAAAAUGUUUUACUAUAUACUUAUAUAGGUUGUUUUUUUUAUUUUUAUUAUUGUUUUUUUUCCCCUUGAAUUCCCAAUUCUAGAUUACCUCUUUGUUCAUAUGGAAAUCCUUGCAGAUAACGCUUACAAACCAGGCUAUUUCUGGGAACAUUUUGUUUUUAAAAUUUUGAUGAGCAACAAUCUGAAAAAUAAUAGUAUAGAAUUAUGUAGUGAUCUUGUAAACUUGCACAGCAAAUUGUGACAUGAUAGUUGUAUUAUGGAAUGUUGUUAUUCGUACAUAAGUCUGUCCAUCCAUAAACUUUUAAAUUUCCGCAACAUAUCUCUGUUAUCAAUUCAUAUAGGAUCGUCAAAAAGGAUGGCGGGUGUUGCUUUUCAUAACUAGGUAACCGCAACCUAUUUUUCAUGCAUCACUGCACAUUAAAGAAAAUCCUUGUCUGGGACAUAUUUGCCUUAUGUUCAUAUAGGAUCAUCAAACGUGCAAAUACAACUUGGGAUAGUGGUGUGUUGUGUACCAUAACUAAGUCAUUGUGACCUACUUUUGACAUGCAUAUCAGGUACCUCACCAGUACUCUUGGGUGUUUUUUUGGUACUUCAGCUUUAAUUUCUAACUUCUUUCAUAAGGAAGAUGACAUGGGAAGAGAAAAUUAACAUCACCCCAGUAUGUUUAGUCUGAACCUAUUAUCGGACUUAUAUUAGUAACUAACUAAAUCAAAAACAGAAUUCUGAAAAUAUUGCUUAACACAUGAUUGAAAUUUUGGUGGCCCAUUACGAAUCUAGGGUUGAAAAAGAAGUGACUUCUCCCUUCUGAGAACAAAAUGAAGUUUAAUAAAAAUGGACGAAGUGAACAUUUAUUAGUACAUUUCAAAAUGAUACAUAAUAUACAUAAUUAUACAUAUUUCAUUAUCAAGUACUACUAAUAGUUAUGUUCAGUAACUGAGAAACCAGCUGGUUGACUUUAAUAUUAUUGUGUACUGUAUUAAAAAAAAAAAUUAAUAAAAAAAAUACUUAAAAUUUGUCUGAUAAUUUCUUAUAGCAAAAAAAAUGCUCAGUAAAUACAUGUAUGUAGUAAGUUUUUUGGAGAUAAGUGGAGAUGUAGUUUUUAGAUUUUAAUAUAUUACCAGAGCUGUCAUUUACAGAAUUAUUAUCACCUGUUAUUUGCACAAUACUACAUACUUUUAUAGUCUUAUUUGGAGAAUCAUUAAAAAUAUGCAUGAUUUUUUAAACACUUGCUUGUUGUCUUUCUUCUUUUUUACCCCCCCCCCCCCCCCCCCCCCCCCAUUUACAUAUAAAAAUAAAAACUGGUUGACUGAUAAUUAUUAACUGAAUAUUAUGUUUAUUAAUAACAUGUCUUGUUGUCAUAAUCUAAUGACACCCUUGUACUACUGUUGUAUGAAUCAAAUUGCAAGCUAAUUUUUAAAAUUAGGUCAACAUGGCCUACAACUGUUGAAUUGUAUUAACCUUAAAUAUAACUAGUUAAUUGGGAUAUAUCCAUGGCAGAGAUCUUUUAGACCAUGAUCUGUUAAAUGCUGCAGGUUCCAACUUUGCUAAUGCACAAUUUUGCCUUGUCUGCAAUUGACAUUUAUAUGGUUUGUGACAGACCUGGUUGAUAUCUAACUACAUUGUCUUGUUUAAAUCGGGGAAAAUUCAGUUACAUCCAUAUGUACUUGUACAUAAUGUUUAAGGAUUUAAAAAAAAAAAAUUCUAGUUGAUAUUCUUUGUGACAUGAUUAUUGUUUGUAAAAUGCAUAUUAAGUGUUAAUGUUCUGUUUUCAAAAGACUCUUUAUAGUAUUUCAACUGUUUUUGGUUGACACGACUUUCUUUUAAUUUGAUUGCUAGUUCAAUGAAAAAUCUUUCUCCUACGAUAACUAGCUCAAAUCUAAAAUAACCAAAGAUCUGCAUAUCUAAUAUGUAUUAUGUAUAUGUGAAUAUAUAUAACUUUGCACAGCUAAUCAUGAUGUGAUACUGAACAAAAUAUUUCUUGGUAUGUAUUCUGUUCACAUCACAGUGUGUGUUUAAUAAAAUCUCAGGACAUCUUAACUACAUGCAUUUAAUAAAUUCUCAGGGCUUAUUGACAAGAGUAUAUGUGUAGAUACAUAGAUCUCAGAAAUUCUCAGAGCUUAUUGAUAUCAGUAAAAUGUGUAGAUACAUCGAUCUGAUGGCAUCUUUAGAGAUUUUUUUCCCCCCAAUAUUUGUUGUGCUCUCUUUUAGCGUUCUUAGAUCCAAAUAGCAUAACGGUAUUACAAAAUGUUGAGAGAAUAUAUAUAUUUUAUAAAAUAACUGGUGGAACCUGUCAAAAGUGAUAAGACAUGAGUGGAGCAAAAACUAGAUUUAGUCUACGUGCACUUGGUGUAAAAUCUUUACCAGAUAUUACUUAUGCAUGUAUUUGAAUACAUUAACAUAUUUAGGUAGCAGUAUACAGUUCGCUUGUUGUUUUUGGAUAGUUCCAUCUUUUAAGGCUUAAUAUUUUGAAUAUGAAGUAAAUUUUUAAGCUUAGUGAUACUAAAGAAUUUUUUUUUUUAAUUACAUUCGGAUUUUCACUAGGAGUGCAAACCUUUUGGCACGUUCAUGCAUCAAAAUUCACUUCUUCACAAAAAUGGGGCCACAACCAUUUUUGGAAAUUUUUAAACAAGCUGACUUUGUAAAAAAAAUUAAUAGCUAAACUUUUAUUUAAAUGAAGAUUUUUGAUGUGUCAUAUCAAUCAACUCCUCCAGCAUGGAUGGAUUUGUGUGGGUGUGGGUGUGAACAUGUCAACAAUGCACCAAAAACCAUAGUUUGAGGACACAUUUUGGACAUAUUAUGAUGGAAGUAACACAAAAAUUUACAAAAUAUUUAAAACGAGUCCUACUGGUAAUUAUGACCGUAUUUGUAAUUUCCUGGAGACUUAAAAACACCUGUAUGUUUCUUUAUUUUUCAAACAUAGGUGGGCAUUUGUCAUACCAGAGGCUGGUAUGCAUAAACCUCAGCUGAAAAUUUUCAAAUAGCUGGUCUACCUAAAAUUAAAAAUAUUGGUCAAUCAUUUACAAACAUAAAAUUUCACAUAAAAGGCAUGUAUCCAUUUGUUUUAAAGAACAUUUUGCCAAACUUCUUUGGUUGAAUCUACAUUGACUUUCCAAAUUUGGUAGCUUCCACUGUUUUUAUUUCUUAUAGUUAUUUUAUCAAUAGAACAUGUCAUUGCAUGAUACACUGGCAUUUCAUUUUGAGGUUGAUUUUUUGUUUGUCUCUGCCAUAUAUGUAUAUAUAUAUAUAUAUAUAUAAUUGGCUGUUACGUUUUAUUUUUAGAAUUUGAUUGCAGGGGUAUUUUUAACUAAAGUUUGUUUUAAAUUAUUAAAACAUGGGAGGACUGGGUUUAGAUGGAUAUCACAUUCAUGAUUGUAGCUCUUAGUUUGAACCUUGUUACAAGAAACAACAUUUACAAUUAUUGUUAAUUACUUUGAAACCAUUGUAUUCACAUACAUAGAUUUAUUUUUUUAAAGAUAAAUAAACAAGCUGUUUUAUUAUACAAA